AUGGGUCUUUUCCCCUCGUUUUGCUCAUUUUAUUUGCGCUCUACACCUGGGAUACCUGGAGCCAUGACUUCCAAAGCAUCGGGGUUGGAAAUGCAAAACACGGAGCUUCGGGAAAUGGAUCAAGAGGCUUCGCCAGACCAGAAAGCUGGUACAACAUUAGGAACCGUUCUGGAUGAUCAUGACAUGCAGCGGAUGGGCAAGGCCCAGGAGCUCAAGAGAAACUUGCGCCCUCUUGCGGCCUUAAGUUUUGCAUCGGUAUUGCAAGCCACGUGGGAAUUUAUUCUAAUUUCAAAUUAUGAAGGGCUGUACAAUGGAGGCCUGCCCGGUCUGUUCUAUUCCUAUAUAUGGACAUUCGUUGGAUUCGGAUUCAUCAUCGCCUCGAUUUCGGAAAUGGCCUCGAUGGCACCCACAUCGGGUGGUCAGUAUCAUUGGGUGUCGGAGUGGUCGUCGCCGCGGUAUCAGAAAUUCCUCAGUUAUAUAACAGGCUGGAUGUCAGUUCUAGCUUGGCAGGCCGGAGCAGCAUCUGGUUCGUUUCUCACUGGAACUAUCAUCCAGGGCCUGAUCAGCGUCCGAGACCCGGACUAUGAGCCUCAAAACUGGCAGGGCACUCUGUUGGUCUUUGCCAUGGUCUUGGUGAUCUAUAUAUUCAAUGUCUACGCGUCGGACAUUAUGCCCAUUCUCAACAAUUUGUUGAUGAUUCUGCAUGUCUUGUCAUGGGCAGUCAUCCUCAUCGUGCUCUGGGCUAUGGCUCCUCACAGGUCUGCCGAGGCGGUGUUCCUCACCGAAUGGAGGAAUGGAGGAGGCUGGUCAACAAUGGGACUGAGUGUGAUGAUCGGACAAAUUUCGGCCAUCUAUGGCUCUCUGAGCUCGGACGCCGCAGCGCACAUGUCUGAAGAGGUGAAGGAUGCAGCUCGCAACGUUCCCACAGCCAUCGCCUGGGGUUACUUCAGCAAUGGUGUUAUGGCCAUUGUAUUGAUCGUGACAUAUCUGUUUGCCACACCGUCAGUAGAAGACUCACUGAACGACCCCACGGGAUUCCCAUUCCUCUAUGUCUUCAAACAGGCGACCUCGGUAGCAGGCGUGAACGGUCUGACUGCAAUCAUCCUUCUCCCCGUGAUCUUCAGCAACAUCUUUUUCAAUGCCUCGACCUCCCGACAGACCUUUGCCUUCGCCCGAGACAACGGUCUUCCAUUCGCGAAAUGGAUCAGCAAAGUCGAUUCACGCCGCCAGAUCCCCGUGAAUGCCAUCGCGCUUUCGUGUAUCAUUAGCUGCGCACUUUCUCUCAUCAACAUCGGAUCCGAGACUGCGUUCAAUGCUAUCAUUUCACUUAAUGUCGCUGCGCUGAUGUACACAUACAUCAUAUCGAUGGCCUGCGUGAUUUACCGGAAAAUCUGGCAUCCUGAGACCCUUCCGCCGCGACGGUGGGAUAUGGGUCGGUGGGGACUGGCCGUCAAUAUCACCGGUCUAUUAUAUUCCUGUUUCGCCCUGUUCUGGGCUCUAUGGCCUGGUGAUAGGGAGGUCACCCGAGAAAACUUCAACUGGAGUGUGGUGAUCUUCACCGGGGUUCUGAUCAUCAGUAUUGGGAUGUAUUUUGUGAAAGGAAGAAAGGAGUACAUUGGCCCUUCAGCCAUUGUCCAGAGAGAUUGA
Molecule: messenger RNA, 1647 nt
Organism: Penicillium olsonii
Lineage: Eukaryota; Fungi; Ascomycota; Eurotiomycetes; Eurotiales; Aspergillaceae
Source: the annotation of a GenBank genome assembly